CUUUACGCUUUUCCUUGGAGUCCGUCCGCCCGUCGUCAUUCGGGUCUCAUUCCUCCAGAGCCUCCCUCCCUCCUGGUCCACCUGUGUGUCCCUCCUGGUCCAGACCUGAACCAUGGCCACCAGCUUCUCCAGGCUCCUGUCCUCCAGGCGGAACCUCGGCAUCCUGUCCUUGGUCGGAGCCGGUUCGGUCACGGCGGCCUUUCUGCUGCACCGGGAACAUGUCACCGCCGGAGUCCCGGUCCGCAGGAGGUACCCGGCCAGUGCAGAGUACCCUGACCUGCGUAAACAUAAUAACUGCAUGGCGUCGAGCCUGACUCCUGCCAUCUACUCCAAACUGUGUGACAAGGCCACGCCCAACGGCUACACACUGGACGAAGCCAUCCAGACCGGAGUGGACAACCCUGGACACCCCUUCAUUAAGACUGUGGGCAUGGUGGCAGGAGACGAGGAGUCCUACGAGGUGUUUGCAGAUCUACUGGAUCCCAUCAUCAAAGAGAGACACAACGGAUACGACCCACGGACCAUGACCCACCCCACAGACCUGGACGCCAGCAAGAUCCAGUCCGGUCAGUUCGAUGACCGUUACGUGCUGUCGUCGCGGGUCAGGACCGGCCGUAGUAUCCGUGGUCUGAGUCUGCCGCCGGCCUGCACCAGGGCGGAGCGUCGGGAGGUGGAGCGGGUGGUGGUGGACGCCCUGUCGGGUCUGAAGGGAGACCUGAAGGGGAAGUACUACAGCCUGACCCAGAUGACGGAGCAGGAGCAGCAGCAGCUCAUCGACGACCACUUCCUGUUCGAUAAACCCGUCUCACCUCUGCUCACCUGUGCAGGGAUGGCUCGUGAUUGGCCGGACGCUCGAGGAAUCUGGCACAACAACGAGAAGACGUUCCUGAUCUGGGUGAACGAGGAGGACCACACCAGAGUGAUCUCCAUGGAGAAAGGAGGGAACAUGAAGCGGGUGUUUGAGAGGUUCUGCAGAGGUCUGAAGGAGGUGGAGCAUCUGAUUCAGGAGCGAGGAUGGGAGUUCAUGUGGAACCCACGGCUCGGGUACAUCCUGACCUGUCCGUCCAACCUGGGAACUGGGCUGAGAGCAGGAGUGCACGUCAAACUGCCUCUGCUCAGCAAGGACGCACGUUUCAGUAAAAUCCUGGACAACCUGCGUCUGCAGAAGAGAGGAACUGGAGGAGUGGACACGGCAGCGGUGGGAGGAGUGUUCGACAUCUCCAACCUGGACCGACUGGGCCAGUCUGAGGUCCAGUUGGUUCAGACGGUGGUCGACGGCGUCAACUACCUGAUCGAGUGUGAGAAGCGUUUGGAGAAGGGACAGGACAUUAAGGUGCCCCCCCCCCAUCAAACUGUUCAAGUAGACCCUGACCCCAGACCUCUGCCAAUGCUCACUCCAACUACACCCCCCCACCCCCACCCCCCCACGUGAGCCCGUAGAUAGCACCUGUUUCUCUCUAUAAUCCAAUCCAUCCUUUAUGAUAAUCCAUCCUCUAUAAUCUGCACAUGUGUACUCGUAUGUUCAACGACCCCCCGACCCUUCAGCUUCUGCACUGCACCUAAAGGUUCUGCUCACUGGUUCUGAGUUCUGCACCUAAAGGUUCUGUUCACUGGUUCUGAGUUCUGCACCAAAAGGUUCUGCUCACU
Molecule: messenger RNA, 1647 nt
Organism: Sphaeramia orbicularis (orbiculate cardinalfish)
Lineage: Eukaryota; Metazoa; Chordata; Actinopteri; Kurtiformes; Apogonidae
Product: creatine kinase U-type, mitochondrial-like
Exons: 9
Coding region: 113-1432 (439 amino acids)
Biological process (GO): phosphocreatine biosynthetic process
Cellular component (GO): mitochondrion
Molecular function (GO): creatine kinase activity
Source: RefSeq, a predicted model, not a curated record